AUGAGUGGAAGGUUCGUUCGUGCUUCUAAAUAUCGUCAUGUCUUUGGUCAACCUGCCAAGAAAGAGCUUUGUUAUGAAAACAUCAAAGUCACCAAGAACGCUUGGGAUUCCAACCUGAUCAAGACCAACGGAAAAUAUCUUUCUGUUAAUUGGGAUGCUUCCGGAGGAGGUGCGUUUGCGGUCAUUCCAUUGAACGAGGUGGGAAAGGCUCCUGAUCAAGUUCCUCUCUUUCGUGGCCAUACGGCGGCAGUUCUAGACACGGAUUGGAAUCCUUUUAAUGAUUUACAAUUGGUGUCCUCGUCGGAUGAUGGUAAGAUUUCUGUCUGGGAAGUUCCUGAAGACUAUUCUUUUUUCAACUACGUUGAUGAGAAUGGAGAUCCUAAAGAUAUAACUCCUAUCAAGAAGUUAUCUGGUCACACCAGGAAAGUUGGGCACGUCCAAUUCCACCCAAUUGCGGAAGACAUUCUUUUGUCUUCUUCAUUAGACUAUUCUGUCAAAAUAUGGAAUGUGAAAACUGGUGAAAACCUACAGACUUUACAGCACAAGGAUUUAGUUACAUCUUUUGCUGUCAACUGGAAUGGUACUCUGGUAGCUACAACAUCCCGUGAUAAGAAGCUUCGCGUUUGGGAUAUCCGCUCAGCUAAAAUAAUUAGUGAGGGACCAGGACAUACUGGGGCCAAAGCGUCUCGUGUUGUUUGGUUGGGAAACUCUGACAGGAUUGCCACAACAGGGUUUUCCAAGCUUUCAGACCGUCAAAUUGGAGUUUGGAACACUGAAGAUAUUGCAUCCGGUCCAAUUGGGGGAUUUUAUACCAUUGACUUAUCUGCUGGUAUCUUGAUGCCCUUUUUUGAUGCUGAGAACAAGAUUUUGUAUCUUGCUGGUAAAGGAGACGGAAAUAUUCGUUACUAUGAAUUUAGCGAUGAUGAACUAUUCCAGUUGUCUGAAUUUCAUUCGGUAGAACCUCAGCGUGGUUUUGCUGUUGCUCCAAAGAGGACAUGCAGCAUUCAUGAUAAUGAAAUUCUUCGUGCCUUCAAGAGUGUUAACGACAACUAUAUUGAACCAAUCUCGUUUAUUGUUCCAAGAAGAUCUGAAACUUUUCAAGACGAUAUUUACUCUGACUGCCCGGGUGAUAAACCUGCUCUUUCGGCAGACGAAUGGUGGAGCGGAAAGGAAGCAAAGGGCCCCAUUUUGAUUUCCCUCAGAGAUGUGUAUGAAGGUUCAGAGCUCAAUUAUCACGAAUCUACACAAUCUCCUGAGGAUAUCAAGAGGGAAAGAGUUGAGCAUCAAGAAGAAACUUCAGAGGAGGUGAAAAAGCCAACCAAAGUUGAAAGCAAAUCUGUUAGCGUCAAACAAGAGACUUCUCCAGCUCCAGCUUUUUCUAAGACUCAAGAAAAAGGUGUUGAUGAACUUUUGGCUAAGAAAGAGGUUAACACGUUGCUUGACAAGGUUAACAACUUGAGUGACGAUGAGCCUGAAAAACAAGAAGAAGAUGGAGAUUGGGAUGAGGCUCCAAAACGUUCAGCGGAAGCUAGUGAACAACUUAAGAUAGAACCUGAAGUCAAGAAGGAGUCAAAGGUUGUGGAGGAACCAAAAGUGGAACCAAAAAAAGAACCAAAGGUUAAGCAAGAACCAAAGGACAUACCAAAGGUCAAGGAAGAACCAAAAGAGGAACCAAAGAAGGAGGUUAAAACUCAAGAAAAGCCAGACAAGGUUCCCCAAGAGGAGCCAGUAAAGCCAUUGACUGAAGCUCAAGGAUCCCCGAAAAAGACACUCACUUUGAAAGAGACUGUAGAGAAACUGGGUUCUUUAGUCGUUGAUUUGGAGUCCCAAAUCUCAAGAUUAGUGGAAGCAAACUUAGCUAAGGACGAAAAGCUUGAUUUGCUUCAAAAGAAGCUAGAUUCAUUUUUAGAUAAAUAG
Messenger RNA from Komagataella phaffii GS115, 1917 nucleotides. Its product is annotated as Coronin, cortical actin cytoskeletal component. The record is from RefSeq and is a predicted model, not a curated record. NCBI's taxonomy places the organism in Eukaryota, Fungi, Ascomycota, Pichiomycetes, Pichiales, Pichiaceae. Bases 1 to 1917 code for a protein of 638 amino acids. Gene Ontology annotation, biological process: actin filament organization. Gene Ontology annotation, molecular function: actin filament binding. The transcript is spliced from 2 exons.